UUUGGUGUGGAUGGUUUCCGGCACCGUCUUGGGGAUAAACCCUACAUCGUCAGCGUGGAAGUCGCUCCGUUCCCUUCCCUCGGAGUCAAGAGACCGAUUUGAAAGCGAUUCGGCCAUCUGAAGCUUCAUUACAGGAAGAUUGGAGCUUAAAGAUGUCGGAAGUCAGUGCGGGCUCUGAAAUACCAGCCAAUGUGACCAUCUACAUCAACAACCUUAAUGAGAAGAUUAAGCUUGAUGAGCUGAAGAAGUCGUUGCACGCUGUUUUCUCCCAGUUCGGCAAGAUACUGGAGGUGUUAGCUUUCAAGACUCUCAAGCACAAAGGUCAAGCCUGGGUUGUGUUUGAGGACGUAUCCUCUGCUUCCAAUGCGCUUAGGCAAAUGCAAGGUUUCCCCUUUUAUGAUAAGCCCAUGAGAAUACAGUAUGCAAAGACUAAAUCAGAUAUAAUAGCAAAAGCAGAUGGCACUUUUGUUCCCAGAGAGAAACGCAAGAGGCAUGAUGACAAAGGCAAAAAAAGGAAGGACCAACAUGAUGCAAAUCAAGCAGGAAUGGGAAUCAAUCCUGCAUAUGGUGGUACAUAUGGUGCAACGCCUCCUAUAUCUUAUCCAGGUGGUGCAAAAUCUAUGGCUCCUGAAGCUCCUGCACCGCCAAAUAAUAUUCUCUUCGUUCAGAACCUUCCCACUGAGACAACUCCCAUGAUGUUGCAAAUGCUCUUUCUUCAAUAUCCUGGUUUCAAGGAAGUUAGAAUGGUGGAAACAAAACCAGGGAUUGCCUUUGUUGAGUAUGGGGACGAGAUGCAAUCCACGGUGGCAAUGCAGGCUCUACAAGGCUUCAAGAUAACCCCGCAGAACCCUAUGUUGAUAACUUACGCCAAAAAAUAAGAUUUUGUGCGUUCGGAUUUUGCUAGAGAAAGGCCACCGCCAUAGGUCUAAUCUACAACUUGAACUCAGUUACCCGCCGAAUGCAAGUCUGUAUCUUUGCUGUAUCCCUAAAAAUGUCGUGGUUCCUGUAUGAAUGUUGUUAAGAGUAAUUUGAUCAUUUUUGCGGUUA
Molecule: messenger RNA, 1047 nt
Organism: Prosopis cineraria
Lineage: Eukaryota; Viridiplantae; Streptophyta; Magnoliopsida; Fabales; Fabaceae
Product: U1 small nuclear ribonucleoprotein A
Exons: 5
Coding region: 153-878 (241 amino acids)
Biological process (GO): mRNA splicing, via spliceosome
Cellular component (GO): U1 snRNP
Molecular function (GO): U1 snRNA binding
Source: RefSeq, a predicted model, not a curated record